This is a messenger RNA of Aspergillus viridinutans, 1302 nucleotides long. RefSeq names its product MFS transporter. The transcript has 3 exons. Gene Ontology annotation, molecular function: transmembrane transporter activity. Lineage: Eukaryota; Fungi; Ascomycota; Eurotiomycetes; Eurotiales; Aspergillaceae. Gene Ontology annotation, biological process: transmembrane transport. The record is from RefSeq and is a predicted model, not a curated record. The coding region runs from base 1 to 1302 and encodes 433 amino acids.
AUGGCUGAAUGUGACCAGCCUUGCUUUUCUCACUUUCCUUACCCCGUUGGCUCCUCGACGGUAGCACCCGCCGAAGGUUUGGUUAUCGAGAGCUUCAAUAUCACCAGCGAGUCGCUGGCCAGCUUCGUUGUAUCUAUCUACCUCGUUGGAUUUGCUGUUGGGCCUCUGGCACUUGGACCCUUAUCAGAGAUCUAUGGUCGUCUUUGGGUCUAUCAAGCUUGCAAUGCCGUCUUCAUCGUUUGGAAUAUAGCUUGUGCGGUUGCUCCAAACAUCGGUUCCUUACUAGCUUUCCGGCUUUUCGCUGGAAUAGCCGGCAGUUGUCCACUUACGCUGGGCGCUGGCUCAAUUGCAGACCUAUUUGUCCCAGAGGAACGAGGUGCAGCUAUGUCAAUCUAUUCAAUGGGUCCGUUGAUGGGGCCGGUGAUUGGACCUAUUGCUGGGGGAUAUCUGGCCGAAGCUGCCGGGUGGAGGUGGAUAUUCUGGGUCAUUUCCAUGGCAGCCGGUGCGGUAUUUGCAUUCUCGCUCCUCUUUCAAAGCGAAAGCUAUGAACCAGUUCUUCUACAACGACGCGUUGACCGACUCAAAAAAGAGACUGGUAACAUGACACUGCGAUCUAAACUCGCUCCGAACAUCAGCGCCAGAGACAACUUCAUCCGGUCAAUCGUCCGACCAACAAAAAUGCUUUUUCUCUCUCCCAUCGUGGCGAUCUUCUCCGUCUACCUCGGAAUCGUCUACGGCUAUCUCUACCUCCUCUUCACGACAUUCCCCUCAGUCUACCAAACCACCUACGACUUUUUCCGAGGCGCCGCCGGCCUCACCUACCUCGGGAUCGGCGUCGGCUCCCUCAUCGGCCUCCUCAUCUUCGGCACCAUCUCCGACAAAAUCCUAAUCUACCUUACGGAAUUCCGCAUGCUCCCGCUCAUCCCAGGAAGCCUUUUUAUCCCGAUCGGGCUGUUCUGGUACGGCUGGUCCGCCGAGAAACAGCUACACUGGAUGAUGCCUCUCGUGGGGACCGGAUGGGUGGCAUUCGGCAUGCUAGCGUCCUUCAUGCCUAUCCAGACGUAUCUAGUCGAUGCAUUCAGCGAACAUGCGGCUUCCGUGACGGCUUCGAUGACGGUGGUUCGAUCGUUGAUAGCGGCGUUUUUGCCGCUGGCGGGACCGGCGAUGUAUGUGAAGCUAGGGCUGGGAUGGGGGAAUUCGAUGCUGGGGUUCAUUGCGUUGGCGAUGCUGCCGCUUCCCGUGGUGUUUUACUACUAUGGGAAGAGGAUCCGGACGUAUCCGUUGUUCAAAGUGACGUUUUAG